GCAAGUCCGUAUAUAUUUUCAGUACUACGAGUGCCUGAACGUGGAGACAGACGAGCGCGAGGUUAAACGAGACUGAAGCGAGACAGAGAGAAGCGAGAGGAGGACGACGAAGAGAAAGAAAGUGGAUGAGGCGAGAGACAUGACAGAUAGAGUGAGAGAAGCGAGGUGAAGUGAGAGACAAGGAAAAAACGAGGAAGCGAGGAAGAGAGAACCGCCCGUAGCUCCAGAGUUGCAUGCGCAAGCGACUUGGGUGUGAGUUGAGACUUUCCUAUUCCAGGAGGUAUCUUGAUUUUCCUUUGUCUCUUACAACGACGGAGACCAGGCUUUUCUCGAGAGAAGAGAAUUUUUUCCGCAGAGUCGCAGGCCGCGUCCUUCCCGUAUACUGGAGAGUAGUGGCGAUGUGCACCGGGGGCGGUGAGAGACACGGUGUACGCCGUUUUUCUUCCGUUUUCUUUCUUUUCUUUUUCUCCUGUACCUUUUUCCUCUUCUUCCUGUACAUCCGGCGUCGUCUACUUUCGGGAUCUCACCUCUCGCUUUCUCCAGGAAAAAAGAGUCCAGGUUUGCAUGCGCGCCGUGGCGGUCGGAACUUCUGUGCACUUCGUGAUUUGUCGGUUUCUUUCCUGCGUCGAUAGUCGCCUAUUUUAGGGUGUCUUUCUUCCCCAGAGUUCCAGAACAGUUUUUGAAAUUUUCCUUCCCCUCUCGCCUUCUCCCUCCUUCACAGGCUUGUGACCUGUGUUGCUGCGUCUUCUCGCCUUGUUCGAAAAAAAUCUUUUCGUCUGUCGUCUGUUUUCUCUACGAGCGCAUUAGCUGUCUCUGCGUCUUGCCGUCUGCAUCUGUUAGCGGACGGUUGUGGAGGUUGCUCGUCUUCCCCUUCCACUCAUGCAUGUUCAAAGAUCUGUUGUCUCCGGCUCUCGCUCCCUGCGCGUUUGCCUUUGAAAGAGGGCAGAGCUGCCUCGCUCUCUUCUCUGCCGCACGGUUCUCUCAGUCUCUCUUCAUUUUCUCUCGUUUUGUCCAGAAACCUGAGCGUCUUCUCUUCUUCCUCUGGCUCUGUCUCUGUGCGUUCGAGAGCAAGAAGAGACUCGGCAGCGCCUUUCCGGCGUCUGGAACUGGCGGCCUCGGGCAGCGCCCCCGCAAACAGCCGGUCGACGCCUGGGAGGUCUUCUCGGAAGGAGAGAUCUCUCGAAGGAGGCGACUGUUCUUCUUUGGAGUUUUUUCUGGGGAAUAUUUGUCUCGGCGAGUCGUCUUGCCAGACGAAGCGGUCCAGUCUGGCGAAGAGUCGCGCUCGGCAUCUGUGUCUUGAGUCGCUUGUCGAUUUGCAGCCUUCUUUCUCUUCUCGAAGCGUCGCAAGUCGACAGGCGUAUCAAUACGCCACAAAUUGAUUGAGAUGCGCAGCAACAGUUCCUGUCCGCCUCAACUUCUUCGCUGUCGGUUUUUACGUCUUGCCUCCUGAGAGGCGCGUUCUCCUAGCGCAUGUUGCGGGGGGACAAGAGUCCGUCUGUCCAGAACGCAGAGCCUCUCUCUCUCCAGGUCUCCUCUCGACGCGGAAUGGCCGUCUGCACAGACCCCCCACCGACUGCAGCCGCGCGUAGCGUGUCUUCCUAGACAGUGGAGAGUCGAAUGGAAACUCAGCGACGUCGACGUAUUUCGCUUCGCUUUGCAGACAUGUCGCGCCGGCCUGGACUCCUCAGUUUCGACCCUGAGGAGGAAGACUUUUCUUCUGCGGCCUCGACGAAACUCAGGUUCACACCGACGACGCAGAGCGCGCCGCGUAUCUCCUCUGCGGCCUCGCCUUUUGCAGCUGCUUCGCCAGUUUCUUCUCGAGAAAGCCGUCUCCCCUCCCGCCGGGGAGCAAGCUCGAGAGACUCCCGAGAAGAGACGUACGAAGGCCGCAGCUCGGGGGAAGCUGCGGCGAGAGAGGUCACUGACGAAAGGGUCCAUACCCGGCGACGGUCAGAGAGAGAACGAAGCCUCUCCGCGGAGGAGAGCAGCGACUCACGUUCAGGGAGACGAAGGGAACGGAGAGAGGCGAGAAAAGACGCCGGAAGUCAGCGACAGUGGAGACGCCCCGAAGGCUCCUGGAGGAACAGAGAAGGCGACACAGGAGACCGAGAGAGGCAAAGGGAGAGAGAUCGAGACAGAGAGAGAGACAGAGAGCGAGAGCGAGAGAGAGAUAGAGAGCGAGACAGAGAUAGAGAUAGAGAGCGAGAUAGAGAGAGACAAAGGGAGAGAGAGAAAGAAAGGGAGAGAGAGAAAGAAAGGGAGAGAGAGAGAUUUAGGGACAGGGAUAGAGAUAGAGACAGAGAUAGAGAAAGAGACAGAGAUAGAGAGAGAGAAAGGGAGAGAGAGAGAGAAAGAGACAGAGAUAGAGAGAGAGAUAGAGAGAGAGAAAGAGACAGGGAGAGAGAGAGAGAAAGGGAGAGAGAGAAAGAAGGAGAAGAAAGAGAGGAGAAGGGAAGCGAGGAUCGAAAGCGUGGAUGGAAGCGGAGAGAAGACAGGGAGGAGCGACGAUCGUUUCUGUCGGAAGAGGGCAUGGUGUCGCCGUUCAAAACAAUGGGAGAGUUGACGCAAGAGAAGUUUCUUGUGGAGACGCAGCAAGAACAGGAAGAGCGGUCUGCUCAACUGAAAGACUCUGUGGAGUCUGAGAAACUUCUCGAGCACAUUCUCAGUAGGGCUCGGAACAGUCGCGCUCAGCGACUCGGUGUGGCGGCCUCGUUCUCGUCGGUCGAAGAGUCUUCGUUUCCUUCCUUUUCCUCCUCGGGAGACGGCGCUGGUGACAUCCACGGCGCACAGCUCGCGUCGUCGUCUUCGCGGUCUCCUUCUCGCGAGGGAAGUCUCUCUCCGCGAGUCGACGACUCUGCGCUGGCUUCCUUCCCAGCCUUCUCGCCAUCGACAUCGGAUGAACUCUUCUCUCAAGCAGCUGUCUGGGGGGCAGGCGGAGAGCGGACGGGGAAGAAGGCUGCGAACGCUGUCGACAGAGGCUUUGCACUCUCCUUCGGUGCGAGUGCUACAGUCGGACGCAGGCAGGCCAUGGAAGACGCGACGCAGACUGUGCCUUGCUUUCUCGACGGCACGUCUGCGUACUUUGCCAUGUUCGACGGCCACAACGGGAGCGAGCUCGCGCACUUCGCGCGUUCUCAGCUGCAUGCGAUGUUGGCGCAGACGCUUGCGGCUUCGUCUCUGGACGUCUCUGCGCUCUCGAAGGCGGCGAUUGAGCGCUCGCUCACAGACGUUUUCCACCAGAUCGAUCGCGCGUACGAACGACGAAACCGAGGCGCGUCAGACGGAGCCACAGCUCUCGUUCUCCUCAUUCGCUGGGUGGAAGACCGCAGCGGCUUGAAUCGCAGGCGGCCGCCGCGCGAGAUGCAGCCUGGAGGCGAAGACUGCAUGCGCAGAAACCGGGUGCAAAUCUUCCUCGCGCAUGCGGGAGACACCCGCGCGGUUCUGGGGAAGGUCUUGCCUCGCUGGUCGGAAGCCGGCGGAACGGAGAGAGAGGCGGAGGAGGCCAGAGGGCGGAGAACGAAAGUCAAGGCGGACCGGCUCACGCAAGACCACAAACCGAGUCGAGACGACGAACGCCUGCGAAUCGAAAGACACGGAGGAACCGUCGUCGACCUCGGAUGUCCACGAGUUAUGGUCGGGUCGGUCAAUAUGGCCCUUGCGGUCUCGCGGUGUCUCGGAGACUUUGCGUUGAAAAGAUAUUCCGAGCACAUUGUUCUCUCGACUCCCGACGUCUCCUCCAGAGAGCUCGUUCCUGGGCGAGACGCGUUCGUCGUAAUCGCGAGCGAUGGACUGUGGGAUGUACUGACGGACGAGGAGGCGGCGAAGCUGGUUCAGAGGAGAAUCGACAACUUCUUCCAGAGAAGCGCAAAGCGCGGCGAACGCGGCGAGGAGCUCUCGCCUGCAAACGCGAGAGAGACAGGCGCCGAGAAAACAAAGAGAGGCGGCGACCUCGACGGCUGGUUCGACCCAGGCGAAGAAGCGCGAGAGAGUCAAGACGAAGGCGACAGCUGGUGGGAACGUGGAAGACAGCGAAAAAGCAAAGCGCAGAGAGACGGCGAACGCGAAGCGAGGCGAACUGAACCAUCGGAACAGGAUGUCGAAGCAGAAGAUGCCGAGGCCUUUGAAGACUAUGUGCCAAAGGCGGUUUUGGAGGCGGCGGCGAACGAUCUGAUUCGCGUCGCGCUCGCGCGCAUGUCUCAAGACAACAUUUCUGUCCUCAUUGUUCAUUUCGGGUGGAAGCGACGAACAAGUCAAAAGUAAAAGCUUUCUUCUCCGCAGCGGUUUCGGUUUCUCUGUCUUCCUCACUCCUCUCGAAUCUGCCUCUUCUUCCACUUCUCCUUUCUUCUGUGCUUUUUUCGUUUUCCUUCUUCCCGCUUCGGGACUCUCCUCAUGCCUCAUCUCUGCUGUCUUUUCCGACGCGUUCGCUCUGCAGUCUUUUUUCUGACUUCUCUCUCGCGCGCAUCUUCCCUGAUCGCCGCACUCGCAGUCGAACGAUGCGUAGGAACGGUGAAAGAUCGCGCAAAGUUCCUCUCUUUUACCAAGGACUUCCUCCCUUGUACAGAGGGUCUCCUCUCUGCCGCAUCGGCGAAGUCUUCGUUGAGCUGUGUCCUCUCAGUCGUUUCUGCGUUCUUCGUGCUUCUUGCUCCUUUGUUUCCCCUGGCCGGUGCCUCAACUCUUCUUUUUUUGACGCAUUCGGUCGACGCCGCUUCUGCGGGGUCGCUGUACCGUCUCUCCGGCCUAUAGUCGGAGAGGCAAGAACUUCGAGGUCGCCAGGAGGACAUCGCGCGUCGCUUCGCUCUUUGGUCUCCGUCGCUCUCCGGACACUGUCUCUUCUCUCAAAGACUUCACUGGCGGUAGAACGGCAGAGCUUUCAGGUCUCGCUCUGCCUGUCUCAACUUGUUUCUUCUCCA
This is a messenger RNA of Toxoplasma gondii ME49, 4910 nucleotides long. RefSeq names its product protein phosphatase 2C domain-containing protein. Gene Ontology annotation, molecular function: protein serine/threonine phosphatase activity. The transcript has 6 exons. Gene Ontology annotation, biological process: protein dephosphorylation. Bases 1618 to 4260 code for a protein of 880 amino acids. NCBI's taxonomy places the organism in Eukaryota, Apicomplexa, Conoidasida, Eucoccidiorida, Sarcocystidae. The record is from RefSeq and is a predicted model, not a curated record.